Molecule: messenger RNA, 2602 nt
Organism: Larimichthys crocea (large yellow croaker)
Lineage: Eukaryota; Metazoa; Chordata; Actinopteri; Sciaenidae
Product: von Willebrand factor C domain-containing protein 2-like
Exons: 3
Coding region: 132-896 (254 amino acids)
Biological process (GO): negative regulation of BMP signaling pathway
Cellular component (GO): AMPA glutamate receptor complex
Molecular function (GO): protein binding
Source: RefSeq, a predicted model, not a curated record
CAGUGACACCGCGUCAGUACGCGCAUGCCAUCGGCUCCAUCGGCGUCACCGGCGCGUCCUGAAGGUGGGAGGAGAAGCUCACCGGAGCGCAACACAGCGCAGCACACGCAGGACGGUCAGUGUCGGUCACCAUGAGCCACCGGCACCGCGCGCUCUGCUGCCUCUCCAUCGCCGCGCUCGCCCUGCUGUUGCCUCGCGGUCCGGUGCGGGUCGCGGAACUCGCGGUGGCCGCAGAGUACUCCACCAAAACCGACUUGGACUACGAGUUCGGGGACUACCGGGGGAAGUGGUGCAUCGAUGACCACGGUUUUGUUUACGGCAUCGGAGAGGUUUAUUACCCGAGCCCCACGGCGUGUCCGUGCACGUGCACCGUGGACGGUCCAGUGUGCGUCCGACCCAAGUGUCCCCGCAUCCACCCCCGGUGCACGCGGAUCAAAUAUAAGGCAUGCUGUCCGGUGUGCGAGGCUUUGGCCAGGGUGUGUGUCUACGGGGGCAAAACGUACCGGCUCCUAGAAGAGUUCAGGCUGUCGAGGUGUGAGCGAUGUCGCUGUGAGGCCAACAGAGAGGUGUACUGCAGCAUUUCGGACUGCCCCGCCCCUCACUGUGUCAACCCCAGCUACGAACCCAACCACUGCUGCCCCAUCUGCAAGACUGGUCCCAACUGCUUUGCUGGAAACAGGGUGAUCCCAGCGGGGGAGCGCGUGAACAUCGAUGAGCAGACAGUAUGCUACUGCACCUACCGAGACGGGACGUGGCACACCCAUCCCCAGGCCACCUGCGAGCAGCGUCCGCAGCCCAGUGUGACACCCAAUGCCCGUACCGAGCCCCCUAGAGACGAGGAGACCAGGAGGAGAGGGGGGAGUCCAAAUUUUCCCAGACUGGGUGUGAUACCAUGAGGUUUCAAAUAAAUCUCAUAGAUGCAGAACCACAAACAAACUCUAACUUUAUCUAUUAGUAUCAGGAGAGCUAGCAUUACAAAACCUGAACAUUUCUGUUUUACACAACUGGUGAGAUUAUUUCUGAACAGCUCUGCCUCAAAGAAUGGAGGAUAAUCUGCACGGUGGUUGGUUUUGAGGGUGAAGAAGGAAGUGGCAAAAUGAACUAGUACUGAAAUACUUAGUCAGUUAUCUGCUAGGCCCCUCUCCCAAUAGUUACUAUUGCUACAUCUGUCUGCUGUCCAGCACAUUGUAGGUAAGGGACCAAGAUUUUGGUAGCAGUGUCCUGGUUUCCAUUUGUAGAGUGGUAAUGACCAAUCAUAUUUGAGUGUGCUUUGGCUACAACACUUCAUGUGGAGAAACUAAAAUGGCUAAAAUGCAAUCUCGGAACCCAUCGGCUAUCUUCUGGUCAUUUAGCUUUUUAUUAGUUAUUUUUUAAGAAGUUAUCUGCAUUCAUAUAUAGAUAUCUGUCAAGCAGAAAUGUGUCUUUUGUCAUUCUCGCAUAUCAAGUUCAGACUGCAGAGGACAUACAGUAUCUGUUACCCUUUCUUUUCAGAUAUCUGCUGGCUAUGCUGAAAGCACUGAAACAUUGGCAGUUGUCCCAAGAACAUGAUAGCCAACUUGUUCUGAGAUUGGUUGAUCGACUUGCGUGCAGGUGAGACACGUGGUUGAAAUACUUCUGAACUAGAGCUAGAAAUCAUUUUUUGGAGUAUGACUAUGAGAAUUCUCACUGGAUAGAAUAGGUCAUCUUUGGGUCAGGUAUCCAGUUCUACAAUCCCUCCAUAGUUAUCGCCACACACUUACAAACAUCGGUUGAGAAUUUGAGAGAGGCAAUUUUUAUCAUUGCCAAACAUUUCAAAAAGCAACAAGGCCACCUUUGUACGGACAAAUAUUCACUCACUGCUGUUAAGAAAACCACUGUAUGUAUUUAUUCCUCAGUUUGUCUCUCCCUGCACUCUUGACACUCCUUUACUCCAUAAAAACCUCCCAUCAUUCUACAGGGGAAUAUGGAUGGAGUCAGGGCGUGCCAGUGUGUGAGAUGAAUCUGAGUACAGUGAGUGACGACAGAGGAGGGAAAGUGUUGGGCAGGUGGCAGCCUGGUUUCUCUUCACUGACCUGCUGGUUUCCAUCUGUGGGGCAGAGCAAAGCCUGGAGAUGUCCAAGUAGACCAACACACACACACACACACAGUGUGUAAUGACUGUGUAAGCAGAAAUACAGAUGAUUCACACACUAAUUGGACUUACAGAUGGUGUAGAAUAUUAGAAUACAUGCCAGUAAGCAUUUAUCGUCCCUCUAUACUGUACUCAUCCUGUCAGGCAUUUUCUUGCUGGUCUGUUUGUGACAAGUUCUCCUUACAAUUCAAAAAUCAAAGUGCUGAUUGCCAGAACUGUGUAUUUUCCGCUCCGUUUGUUGGUGUUCAAGAGUUCAUGUCAUGUUGGAGACGUCCUGUGUAUUGCUGCUUAGGAAAGAGCGCCAGUCUGAAAUCAGGCUCAAACUCACUACAGAUUAGAAUUAAUGGUACUGAAUGUCCUCCCUCUUUAAUGUGUACCGUGCUGUUGUGCAUCUCAUGUGUAAGAAGCUCCUGUUAGUGUAAGAACUGUACAGAUGUUAAUAUAGAUUGUGUAUGUAAGCUGAAGCUUGUGAAAUAAAGCUUUUACAAAUUA